AUGUCGUCUGUAUACACUUCGCUGAAGGCCUCGCGUCGGGAAAUUCGUCUCAUUUCGAUCCAUUCAGACUUGCACAAGCCUGACAAGAUUGGUCUGCCCGAAGACAGCAUUCCUGAUGGAAUUCUUGUGUGCACUAUGAAAACGGUAUCUCUGAAAGAUUGGACCCCUGGCUAUGCCGCCUUCCGAGCCAAGGCAAUCGACUGGUCCUACUCGCCUACCACUCUCUAUGAGAAGUGGGAACAUUUCUCGCGCGAGAAUGCUGGAUGUACAGAUGACGACAGAACCACUCCUGAUAGAUUCGUGUGGGGAGACUACGAGACCAUCAGCUACACAUGGGAGAAUGGAUCGAACAUACAGCACACUAUCUGCGUCAACGACAGGCCAUUAGUCGUUCAAGAUAAUCUCUAUCAGGCACUGCAAGAGUUCCGGAGAGGUAGAGACUUUGUGGAAGGCCGAACACGAAUGCUCUGGGCCGAUGCGAUCUGUAUCAAUCAGGAUGACCUCGACGAGCGAGCUACCGAGGUCAAAAGAAUGAACGAGAUUUUCAGCACUGCGAUCAAGUCAACGGUCUGGCUCGGCCAGUCCCUCGACCUCAAAGGCGUAGAUACCGAAGUCUACUUUGACCUCAUCGACCGUCUCAUUCUCUGCUCAUUGACAUUCACAAAUGACUCGUCAACUGACGACCCACAACCAACGUCAACUGGGAUCGCCUCAUCUGAAGCUGGAUCGCCGGAUGAGCAUGGCCCAGAAGACCAAGAUAGCCGCACAUUGUCGGGAGAGGCUCUUGCUGUGCUCUCUCGCUGUCCGCCAACGAACGCCUACUAG
Molecule: messenger RNA, 825 nt
Organism: Colletotrichum chrysophilum
Lineage: Eukaryota; Fungi; Ascomycota; Sordariomycetes; Glomerellales; Glomerellaceae
Exons: 2
Coding region: 1-825 (274 amino acids)
Source: RefSeq, a predicted model, not a curated record